Molecule: messenger RNA, 8557 nt
Organism: Pangasianodon hypophthalmus (striped catfish)
Lineage: Eukaryota; Metazoa; Chordata; Actinopteri; Siluriformes; Pangasiidae
Gene: cep83
Product: centrosomal protein 83
Exons: 16
Coding region: 82-2250 (722 amino acids)
Cellular component (GO): centrosome
Source: RefSeq, a predicted model, not a curated record
GUCAGAAUUCGGCACAACACCGGAAGUUCGGAGGUGAGCAGUAUGGCGGAUACAGCAGGUUUUGGUGUAAUAUGAGAAAAGAUGGACAGUGCUGUACCAAGUCAUUUUCCAGCCAUGUUUCCAAACUUGGAGGCUAGUGGAAGUGGCAAAGCGCAGGACGUAAGCCCAGGAUCAGCGGGGCUUCACUGCUUGGACACAGAGCUCCAGAAGAUGCUUAUCGAUGAGCGGAUGCGCUGCGAGAACCACAAGACCAACUACCAGACGCUUAAAGCUGAGCACACAAGACUGCAGGGUGAGUAUACACGGGCCCAGGGUGAGCUCAGAAGGAUGCUGAGUGAGAAGCAGGCUGGUCAGGAGAAACUGCAGCUGUUGCUGGCGGAGCUGAGAGGAGAGUUGUUGGAUAAGACCCGGGAGCUCGAGGAGCUCAGAUUACAGGUGAUGACCCCUCAGCGGCUGGAGUUAUUAAAAGCCCAGGUGCAGCAGGAGAUGGAAGUUCCUAUCAUGGAGCGCUUUAGUAAGCUAGAGGAGGAAGCUGAGAAAUACAGAUCUGAAUACAAUAAGUUGCGCUACGAAUUCACCUUUCUCAAGUCGGAGUUUGAUCACCAGCGAGAGGAACACGAACGCAUUUUGGAGGAGCAGCGAAUACGUCACAGUGCUGAUCUGGCUCUUCUGGAGAGGGAUAAGGAGAAGCUGAGUGCGCAGCUGCAGAGUGGAGACUGUGUGAGUGAUGGGAAGCGUGUGGAAGCGCUGUUGAGAGAAAAGGCACAGCUGCAUCAGCGGCUCUGCAGCCUUGAGGCGGAGGUGGCUGAGCUCCGUGCAGAGAGGGACAGCACAGGAGCACAGGCAGAAAACACGCAACGCAUCCAGCUCCGCCAGCUGGCCGAGUCCCAGGCUGCACUCAAGACCCUGGAGUCAGAGAAGCAGUCUGUGUGCAUGCAGUUAGAGCGAGUGGAGAAGGAGCUGCGCUUGAGCCAUGAGCAGAAUGCUGUGCUCACUGGCAAACUGCACAAGGCUGAGAGGGAAAUUAAUGCCCUGAACAGUCAGGUUGAAGAAAUUAAACAUGCCCAUAGGUUGGAACUGGCUAAUGUGAAGAUGGAGUUUCUGAAAGCCAGAGGAGAAGUGGAAAGGGAACGAGACAAACUGCAAACCCAAGUGGAGAGUCUGCAGUCUGAUCUUGAAGUUUUGACGGCAGCGGGCGAGAGGAACAAAGAGUUGUUGUCGGAAAAAGAGCAGGAAAUGGUGCUUAGGAUACAGGGAGCUAGAGAAGAAGAGAUGCAAAAAAUUGCCGUGCUUCAGGAAGAGAAGUUGGAACUGGAGAAUCGUCUCUCUGAGCUAGAGCAGCUGAGGGCUCUACAGGAAGCUUCAGGAAACUCCAAGAACGAGGAAUCUGAGGGUCGUCUCCGUGCUGCUUUGCUUGGGGAGGAGUCUGCACGCAAAGAGCUGCAGAAUAUCAAAGCUAAACUGCAGCAGCAGGCACAGCAGUUAGAGGAGCUGGAGAGACAAAAGGCAGAGAACACGGAGUUGAGAAGACAUAAUGCAGAGCUAAAUGUGCAAAUCAGCACUCUGUCGUAUUCAGAGCGCGAGCUGAUGGACGCCAGUGGAAGGCUGAGGGAGAGUCUGGAAAGAGUGAGAGAAGAGUUACGAAGUGCUCGUACACAAAUGGAGAGGACUCAGCAGGAAGCGGAAAGGCUGGAAGAGGAGAGACGUGUGGAAUGGUUGGAGGAGAAACAUAAACUUCAGGAAAGAGAGGCAGAGCUGCAGGAGAAAUACAGCCAAGCCAAACAACGCAUGCAAAAAGCUGCACUUGCGCAAAAAAAGAGAAAGACCAUGACUGAGGCUAAGGAGAAGAAACUGCAGGAUAAGUUACAGCUGCUGGAAGCCAAGAUAGAAGAACUGGAAAUUGAGAGUUCUGUGGCCAAGAAAAAUCCCUCAUUUGCAGACGAGCAUGCUCAACUUAGCAGACGUCUAACAGAGCUGCAGAGGAAACACAAGGAGUUUCGCCAGCUGCUGUUGGGAAACCACAUGCCCUCUAUGUCUCUACCUCACUCUCUGCUCACUGCAGGACCUGAAUGCAGCUUCAUAAACCUGCAGGAGGAGCAGCACCUGCGGCAGUUAUCAGGGUUGCAGAGGAGACUGGAGGAGCUGGAGAAUAGUCAGCAGCAGCAGCUGCAGGAACUGACUCCUCCUCUGGAUCGGGAGAGAGAAAAAGACAGACUUUUAUCACCUCAGGACAGCCUGUCUAACCUCUGACCCUUCACCCUUUGCCUAUUUGGGACUAGAGCCGAUCAUAUUGUGCCAAGUUAAAUGUGGGUCCACUUGAAUUUUUUUGAUUCCUACAGGUUUUCAAAACAUAGCUAAAGUCUUCCAUAUCCCUGACCCUGGUCCAAACAAUACCUUAGCUUUGAAACUGAACGUAAUGUCGACUAGGCCAACGUGCAAGAUAAUGAAGGAAUAGUCUUGAGUUAAUGAAAAGGUUUUGCUGCAUUUAGCUAAAGCCACUCUGCAGGCUCAAAAAUAGCUUACCUAAAUUACAUCUGCACCCAUGACUGAUCUUCUCCUAGUUAUAAAUAAAAUGUAAUCAAAGGAGGCGACACGACAAGCAGUUUUUCAUGAACAGUUUCCUCUUGUUAGCAGCCAGUAAACUACUCCAAUAAGUUCGUCUUGCCUCCUACUGUCAGACAGGAAGCAGCGACAUAACCUAAAGGAUUAUAAGGAUUGUGUACAUUUAGAAAAUGAUAGAAUUUAUUGGUGCUACUCCACUAAUUGUUUGAUAGAUAUUAUAUGUAGUUAUAUAUAUGAGCAAUCCUACUGAAAAUAAAUAAAAGAAGUCAAUUCAAGUGAAUGCAAAAAGCAAAGGGAAUUCACCACUUUACAUUUUCGAGAAUAUUAAUGGAGCACUGUUAAUGUGUUUGUUUUAGCAAAGGGGAGAGAUAGACCAUGUCAUGAUAAUUUAAAUGGAAAACAUAAGAACAGUUACCUUCAGUGGGUUACUCAAUCUGAUAAAAAGAGGAAAGAUACAAUUGAAGUACAAUUCAUUCUUUUGCAAGAGAUGCACCUCUUGAUAAAGAACAUGCCAAAUUAAAGAAAAUUCAUCUUCUUACAAAUCAGAGCAUAGGAGAGGAGUGACGAUAUUAUUGCAUAACACAGUGAAUUACUAACAUGUAUCCAAAGUCAGAGACAAAGAAGGUAGAUUUUGUUUUUAUGGUAACAGAGAAAGUAGAAGGAACAUUGGUGUGUUUUGAGUGUGUAUGCCCCGCCAGGCUCUGGCUGGAUUUUUAUCGAGAGGUCUUUGAGUUGAAGGCAGCAAAGGCUGAAGGGAUUUUGAUUUGUGGUGGGGAUAUGAAUAUACUUGAAUAUAUCUGAAUAUAUUUAUUAAUAUAUUUGUGUCCCUUCAUUUGAAUAGAAAGCCAAAGUCUACAACGUGGAGGGUGAAUUCAGAUAUACUUAAUAAUCCCUAGACCCAAGGAAUAGUUAAAGACUGAAAUAAAAAAAUAUAUCGUAAACUGAAUGAUAAUGGUGAAGUGACACUGGCAGUGCUGCGAUGAGGGGUAGAAUCAUAGCCACUGCUUUUCUCAUGAAGAAACUUAUACAACAGAGGCUACAAUAGUUAGAAACCAAAUUGAAGCAAUUGCAGAACAACCAUACUGACAAAAAAAAAAAAAAGAAAUGAGAGAUACAAUAUAGUAUGUACAAGAAUUACAAAAAAGCCGUUUUUAAAGCAGCUGUAUCAUGAACUGAGUGAAAAUUCUUUGAAAAACAUGUCAUACAGACUAUGAAAACAAGAAGAAAUAAGAACAAGUUCAAGGUAAGAAACCCUGAUUCUGGAGCAAUAGAGAAUACUCUUGGAAAAAUUCAUCAGAGUUUUGAAAAAUUCUGUAGAAGACUAUAAUCCCAACCACAGUCUUCAAACUGAGGCGUUUCUAGCCUCACUGGACUUACCCAUUGUCACAGACGAGGAAAACUAAAACUUCUUAUCUGAAAUAAAGUAGAAAUUGCAAACAUCAAUAUCUAGAUUGAAAGUAAGCAAGUCCCCGGGCACAGACGGCUUCACCGCUGAGUGAUACAAAUCACUUAAAGAGAACUUUGCUAAAUGUUUGUAAGUGGAUCGUUAAAAAAAGAAAAAAAUCCACCUUCCUGGGCAGCAAUUAUUUUGGUCAUACCAAAGGAAGUUAAAGAUAAAUUGGAAUGCUGUAACUAUUAGCAUAUUAAAUACUGACUACCAAUUGUUUGCAUCUAUACUGGCAUGAAGAACAGAAAUGCUAUUAUGUAAUCUAAUUAUCUCAGAUCAGACUGGCUUUGUAAGCAUAGGGCAAUAUUAGAAGGUCACUACACAUUAGUAGUCCAAUGACCCAGCAGAGACUAGAAACAGCUUUCUAGAUGCAGAAAGAGCAUUUUUAAACAUGGUGUUGUCAUGAUUUGUUUUUCACAGGGGAAUUAUUGAUAUAUUCCAGGUAUUGUACGAUAAGACAAAGCACACAAAUUAAAAUGAACAGUUGUGAAUCAGACUCCUUCAUUCUGGAAUGGAGUACGAGACAAGGGUAUCCAGCCUCUCCUCUCAUUUUCGCUUUGUUCAUUGAAUCGUUGAGCCAGUGGAUACUGAUGUAUAUUCCGGGGCAGAAAAAACAGGCCAAGACCAAUAUGAAGCUUUUAAUGGUCUUAACAACAAAUCAUUGUUGAGAAAAUGAGCAGGAAUGAAACAGAUGCACUCCUGAGAGCUCCUGUGCCUCCAUUCGCUGGUUUCCUUUUGCUGCAGUGAACUGUUUGUUUGGGGAAAAGCUAGAAACAGGGAAAUUCACUUCUAUAGUCUUCUUGUACGCAAAGGUAAAAUCAUCAUAAUGAUUAAAAUAUUUGAUGUCUAACAUGUCUGGGUGUUCAAAAUUUUCCAAAAAUAUCUUCUGGGAUGUUUUUUUUCUUAAAAGAUUAGUGAUUAUUUGGUUCUCUGCCGCACCUGAUGCAGCCCAUCAAGGGCCACAAGACUUAAACAUUUAAAGAAAUCAAAGAGAAAAGCUCUCGCAUACUAACUUCCUUUAUCUAUUUGUUUCAUUCUUGCUCAUUUCUGACCAAUGAUUUGUUGUUAAGACCAUUAAAAGCUUCAUAUUUUUGCUAUUUUGGGCUUGGGCCUUUUUUUUUUUUUCCCCAGAAGUGUAUUUAUUACAACCCACAAGGUUAAUACUCCUCCUUGUAGAGUAUAGGAUGCUUUCAAGGUACAAGUUCAAUAUUCAGAAGGCCCAAGUCAUUCCUUUCAACCAUGAUCCACCCAGUUAUAUUAGGAAGAAGUACAAUUUCAGUUAGGAUGCCCAAUCAAUCAAAUAUUACGUGUUAAUUUGCCUAAAGAAAUUUCAGGAUUAUUCCCUAUCUGAGCUUGAACUCUUCUGUAGAGUCGAAUCUAUUAAAUAUUCUACCAAAGCUGCUUUAUCUCUUUCAAACCAGUGAAAAAUCACUUAUCCCAUUCACAUACGUGCGCGCAUGUGUGUCUGUCUGUGUCUGUCUGUGUCUGUCUGUCUGUGUGUGUGUGUGUGUGUUUUUUUGUUUUUUUUUUUAAAUUUCUUAGACAAUCCACUAGUGAAAGUGCCAAAUGAACAAUCUGUGUGCAGCAGUAUAUUUACUUCACAUUUGGUGAAGUUCACCUUCUUAGACCUUUAUAACAUGCUCCUUGUUGUCCAUAACAAGCAGCACCUCAAGCAGGCUACUGGGCUUUUUAAAAAGGAAGUUGCUUAUGCACAAAUUUAAAACUUUUGUUUUAUGCAUGCUUUGAUAAACGAGGCCCCUGUUUUACUCAGUCUCAUAGCAAUACUCAAUUUUUAUCACUUCUUAUCUUCCCUACACAAUAUUACACUGUCAUUCCGAAUAUAUUAUCAGACCUGCUAACCUUUAUGCAUUUUGUGUAGGAGUAUGCUUGUAUGACUUGUCACUAAAAAGAUUCACCAAAAGAGCAGUAUUUUUCUCCCCAAUAAAAUUAUAGAUGAGCCAGUCCACAUAUCAAUCUGGAAUGAUUUGCACAGGUGUUUUGAACUCUCUGAUAUGAACUGACACUGCAGGCCCUGCCUCCCUUCCCCCUCAUGUCACAUGCUCUUGACUCAUUCAAGGUAAAUGUGGAAUGUUUAGUUCAUUAACAUAAAAUAUAAUCUAUCAGUGUAUGUUUGACUUCAGUAACAGACUAAUAUAUACAAUAUUUACCAUCCAUUUACUUUAUUUUUAGGGAUGACACCAAAAAAAUUUGGCUGAAAAUUGUCAAAAAAAGAUGUUUUUUUUAAUAAUAACAAUACAUUUCAUUAAACCACUACAUUCAUUAAACCUGUAAUGUUGGAAAUGCUUAUUUUCAUAUCUUUUCUUUUCAAUAUUGUGCAAGCCUAAAAAGACACUAUAUUCGGACAUUGGAAAAUGAACAUUUAGGGAAACUGUGUAGUUUUAAUACUCAUUUUGGGAUGAUUUUGCUCUUCCAAUCAGCUGCUUUUGUUGUGCAAACCUGGCAACCCUGGUUUGCAUAAACUGAAGCCUGUCACUUACUUCAUAAAAGUUUGCAAAGCCACAAAUUCUGUAGGUCAAAAAUCUCUUCAUCCUGAAACAAAAAGAAAUUAGUUUCAAGUGUCUUUAUUGACAAAAUAUUAAAACAUGUUAAAAUAUCCCUAGCAAUUGUUACCUCCAUAUUGUUAACAGUAAAUAUUUGCUGCCAUAAGUUUAUAACAAUUUUGUCACUUCCUCUAAAAUGCACCCACGCACCACCAAAAAGUUCCUUCCAAAAUCCCUUCCACAGCAUUUGAUUUACAGGGUUACCUCCUUGUUGGCAAAAUGAAAUUUUUGGCUUUAGGCAAUCAUCAGUGUUUUUGAUCUGGACAGUUACAGGAAGCCAGUGGAAGGAAUGGAGCAAUAGGGUUGUGUGGGAGAACUUGGGGAGGGUGAGAACAAGUCUAGAAGCUGCAUUUUGAAUCAAUUGCAAGGGAUGCAUGGUGUGCAGAGGUAGUCCUGCCAGGAGAGUGUUGCAGUAGUCCAGUCUUCAUGGACUACUGUGACAACUUCAUUGACUUCUGUGAAUUGAAAUGGCCUCCUGAUCCUUCUGAUGUUGUAGAGGAGAAACCUGAAUGACCAAGUCAGGUUAGGGAUGUGAGAAGGAAAGUUGGUUGUGCAAAUCUACCGCAAGGUUUCAGCCAAUUUCAGAUGGUGUGAUCUGAGAUUACUCAGGGGAUCACAAAAUUUUGAUGUGGAGCUGCAUCACCAGGAACAUAGAGCAGCUCAGUCUUGCUGGGAUUUAGUUUCAGCUGAUGAGCUGACAUCCAUUAUGAGAUGUCUACCAGAUCCGAGCAGAAAUAUGAGUGUCUGAGAGAGGAAAGGAGAGGAUGAGUUGAGUGUCAUCAAGAUAGUAUUGUUAUGAAAACCCAUGUGAGGAUAUGACCUCACUGAAAGAGAAGGAGAGAGAACAAAAGAGGACCCAAGAGGUGUGGAUCCCCUCCACAUCACCUGACAUGACCGUAUUUCCAGGUAAGAAGCAAGCCACCACCACACUGUGCCACGAAUUCCAAGACUCAUGAGGAUGGACAGUAGAGUCUUGUAAUUGACUGUAUAAAAGGCUGCUGAUUGGACAAGAAGGAUGAGGACUGAUUACAGUUUGGCUGAUCUAGUGGCAUGAAGCUACAAGGGCAGUUUCUGUAGAGUAUGCUACUUUGAAGCCAGAUUAUUUAGAAUCUUGGAGUGUCCUUCAUGAUAGGAACAACCCUUGCUAUCAUGAAGGCAGUUGGUCCAUGACAAGAUGUUAGGGGAGGAGGCUUGGUGCGAUGUUUAUGGCCUACUUGUCUACUUACUUCUCUAAGCUCCACGCACCCAGUGAAGCAGACAGGCCAUGGCAGGACAGCACCUUACUAGCUGGGAGCUGCCCAGCUUGGGCAGGUUGUAGGCACCCAAUGAGAUGCGGUGACCUCUCCCAUCAUCAGAAGUGACCCCGGCAACUGUUUGCUAUGCCAAUCAGAUGAGUUUAUCACCAGUAACUGCCACUUCCUAUGUUGUGCUGACAUCUUGCUACAUCACUGGAGUGUUCUCUCCUGUGGAGCAACAAAGCCUGGGCAAGGUACUAUGGAGAAUCAGCCGUUGUCCAUGCAGCAGACACCCCCUACAUACAGCUGGUGGAUCCAAGGGAACGACGGAUUCCGAUACCACUUGGCACCAGCGGCAUCGCAGGAGCUGCCAGAAGAACAUGUCAAACCACCUUUAGGGACUCUUGUUUUCGGGGUUGACUAGUAGGUAUUGCCACCAGGCAGUAGAGGUUUGAAAUCUGAGUUUACCUUUUCUUUGAUGAGCGACCAUCCCAGGUUAACGAGCCCCAUCUGCUCGAAGCAGCUAGUUUUAAGGCACCAGUCGCCUUCACCCCUUCUCCUGUCCAAAACAUCAAACCUUCAGGUGGAUGGGCUACAAUAACAGAAGACAAGAUUGGGUUCCACUCCUGUCAGCCAAGAACAGGAAUCUCACUCUUUACAAACCUAAUGAGCAGAAAAGCAUCUCUGAAUGCACAACCACUUGAAACUGAGGCUAUCAUGGGCACAGGCUCUCUGAAACAGGACAGUUGGAG